AUGGGAUUGUGUGAAGUUUGCAAUGUGGAAGAGUUUAAAUAUAAGUGCCCAAGGUGUUUUAAGAAGACUUGUUCGUUAGCAUGUAGUAAGCAGCACAAAGCAGAUGAAAGCUGUAGUGGAAAAAGUCACGAUCCCACAGCAUAUAUACCUAGAACCGAUAUCAAGGAAGCCGAUGAUGAGAAUCAUGAGAGUAAUAUAUUAGUUCAGAGAGAUUAUAAUUACUUGAUCAAUAUGCGGCGUGAGGUUGAAGUUCAAAUUGAUGAUAGCAAAAGGAAGAAUAAAAGAAUACUGAGAGAGAUUUACGAUCCUUACAUGGCCAAUAAGCGUCAAAGAGGGAACUCAGACAAUAGCAGUAGAUUGAUCCGAAGGGGUGUUUCUUGUUUAAUGCUUCCAAAAGGUAUGCAAAGAUCGCUACAGAAUAAGAGUAAAUGGGAUAAUUCAUUAAACCAAUUUACCUGGACCAUUGAAUGGGUCUUAUGUGGAGACGGUGACACGGUGACACAUUUGACACAUCGAGCUAAGGAAAACGAAAGCGUGGUGGAGGGUAUCAGUAAAAUAGUCUUUAAUAAGAUACAAACUUUCUACAAAAUCGAAAACGGAGAUGGGGAUGAAACUCAAGCUGUACUAUCUAGAGAAGACAGAAUCGCUUUGAUCAAGGAUUAUAAUCUUGAGUUCUAUAUCAAAUGGUUCCCUUACAACUCAACGGAAAUGUCUGAUUCUCGCAACCUUAUAAGGAUUGAUGCAGUCAAUUCAACAUUAGGUGAUGUCUUCAAAAACAGAACAGUUAUUGAGUUCCCAACCAUAUAUAUCACAAAGAGUGCGCAAGAAUUGCCUAAAGGUUUCAAAGUUAUGAUAGAAGAGAAGGGAUCCGCCCCCGGGGCGGAGGAAAAUUCAAGGGUGAAUGUUGCAGGGUCAGGUUCAUCUUCUGAUACUGAAACGGAUGAUAGUGAUGCUGAGCCAGAAGAAGAGAGCUCAAAGCAAGAUAAUACCCAGAAUAAAAAUGUAGUCGUAGAGAAUGUGAGCGAAGCAACUGCUACUGUUGAUAAGGACACAUCUGAUGAAGAAGAUGAUGAUUACAAUCCAGGAGUGUCGCUUGAUUUUCUAAUGAGUUGA
This is a messenger RNA of Nakaseomyces glabratus, 1113 nucleotides long. It is a transcript of the gene BCD1, whose product is annotated as Bcd1p. Lineage: Eukaryota; Fungi; Ascomycota; Saccharomycetes; Saccharomycetales; Saccharomycetaceae. Gene Ontology annotation, cellular component: nucleus; pre-snoRNP complex. Gene Ontology annotation, biological process: maturation of LSU-rRNA from tricistronic rRNA transcript (SSU-rRNA, 5.8S rRNA, LSU-rRNA); snoRNA localization; box C/D snoRNP assembly. The record is from RefSeq and is a predicted model, not a curated record.